AUGCAAGUUUGGACAUGUUUCUUCAAUAUGGAACACCAGAAGAUCCUCCUACUUCUCAUCCUGGCAACAGCAUCCAAGUUGCGAGCCUUUCCAUUCAGCGCAUCUCCGGAUGUCGAUGUCAUCCCCAGGACAACAGUCUUCCUUAAUGGCCUCCUGGGCACCGCUCACUUUAGCGGCGCCGCGCAGAACUACAGCACGCUUCUGUUGGAGGAAGAGGCGGGGAUUCUGUACGUGGGAGGAAGAGGAGCGCUAUACGCUCUUAACGCAUCAGACAUCUCCACACCCGCCAGCCCCCGAAUCGAAUGGGACUCCUCUCCUGAGCAAAAAAAGCAAUGUUUGAAUAAAGGAAGGAACAAUAAGACUGAGUGUUUCAACCACAUCCGCUUCCUGCAGCGCUACAAUGAGACUCACCUGUACACGUGUGGAACCAAUGCCUUCAGACCUCUCUGUGCGUACAUCGAUUCGGAACGCUUCAGCUUGUCUUCGGGCAUCGAGGAUGGCAGAGACAGGUGUCCUUACGACCCAUCCAAGGGAUACACAGGCCUCCUUGUUGAUGGCGAGAUGUUCACAGCAUCCCAGUACGAGUUCCGCAGCUCACCGGACGUGCGCCGCAAUUUCCCCUUCCCAACUCUGAGGACGGAGGAGGCCCCCACCCGUUGGCUUCUGGAGGCGGAUUUUGUAGGCUCAGCCCUGCUGCGGGAGAGCAUCAACAGCUCCAUCGGCGAUGAUGACAAGAUCUACUUCUUCUUCACGGAGAGGAGCCAAGAGCAGAUGGCGUACCCCAGCCGCACCAAGGUUUCCAGAGUAGCAAGGGUUUGCAAGACAGAUUGGGGCGGUCAAAGGACCCUGCAGAGAAAAUGGACCUCCUUCCUCAAAGCUCGCCUUGUGUGUUUGGUGCCUGAGUAUGAGCUGUACCUCAACGUCCUACGUGGCGUGUUCCUCCUGCGCGGGAGCGACGCACAGAGCAGUAUCUUGUACGGCGUCUUCGGCCUGGAAUGGAAAAACAUCAAAGCCUCAGCUAUCUGCCAGUACACCUUCUCGGAUGUGCAGAAGGCUUUCGACGGGCCCUACAUGGAGGUUCAGGAUGCUAAGUGGAGGGAGUACACAGGAAAGGUCCCUGAGCCAAGACCUGGGUCUUGCAUCACAGACGAGCACCGAUCACGUGGCAUCAACUCGUCACGAGACCUCCCCGACAGCGUUUUGACGUUCGCGCGGAGGCACCCGCUUAUGGCCGUCCAGGUGCGUCCGGUCGGGGCGAGGCCGCUCAUGUUCAAGAGGAGCGUCAACUACGUCCGUGUCGUAGCGCACCGACAGCAAGCGCUGGACGGAAACGUUUACACUGUCCUGUUUCUGGGAACUGAUGAUGGCUGGUUACACCGAGCGCUGGACAUAGGGGGGAAAAUGCACAUCAUAGAGGAGCUACAGCUAUUCGAUCAUGCCCAGCCCAUCAAAAGCAUGGUCCUCGCCACGGCCCUACAAAGCGUCUACGUGGGUUCCCACUCGGGGGUGGUGCAGAUCCCCAUGUCGGCCUGUCGGAGGUACGCUUCCUGUUACGAUUGCGUCUUCGCCAGGGACCCCUUUUGUGGUUGGGAUGGCCGGGACUGUGUGGAGGUUUGGUCUCGUGCGGAGAGGUCGAACCUCACCCAGGACAUUCAGAGGGGGACAAGAGGCUGUAAGGAGAAUCCUGGAAACGUGGUCCACCGUAGACGUUCAGUAAUGUCAGGCGAUGACGUGCUCCUCCAGUGCGAACUGCGCUCCAAUUUGGCGACGCCGCGCUGGACAUUAAACGGCAAAGAGCUCCAGGGAUAUGGCGUAGAUUCGGGCUACCGCGUAGGCAACGAUGGCCUCCUCCUCAUCGGGGCUCGAGGCCGGCAGAGCGGCUCGUACCGCUGUUUUGCCGUGGAGAACUCGGUGUCCGUGCUGGUUUACUUGUACACGGUAAAGGUGCACACAGAUUCGUAUUUCCCGGCAGAGGAGACGACGGAAUUUCCUGAUUUGUCCACGCUUCCUGGCACGACGACGGCAAUAGACCUGUCCACUGUCGAGCAGACCCCUCCGUCGCUCGCCGCACCGGGGCCGCAGCUCCACGAGUACAGACGCAUGGAAGCGGUGUACAUCUGCCUGGUGGCCGUCCUAGGCGGGCUGUGCCUGGUGUUGUCGGUGGUCUUGCUUUACGUAAGCUUCUGCACCAGGCGCGUCUCACGUAGCAGGAAGUUCUCCCAGCAGCAGGGGCUACAUGUCCUGGGGUCCUCGGAAAGGAAAGGGAGCUCCCACCUGGAGCUUCAAACCAUCUCCAACGGACGUCAAGGACGCCGCUCCAUCUCAGUGCCCACCUUCGGUAACUUCCUGCAGAUCGUUCCAGGCGAGGGAUCCCCGACCACCAGCAACCCGCCGGCUGCUCCCCCACUCCCCAUGCCCCCGCCGCUGCCCGACGCAGACUACGCAAACGGGCUCUCGGCCACGUUACCCAGCGUCCUGCGCAAGAUGAACGGCAACAGUUACGUGCUGUUGCGGCAAGUUGACCAUGAUGGCGCUUCGCCGCUCUACCACUCCUUCACUGAGGAGCUCAAUCGCAUUCUGGAGCAGCGGAAACACACACAGCUGGACCUGCAGCCCCAUGAGAGUUCCAUCUAA
Molecule: messenger RNA, 2634 nt
Organism: Nerophis lumbriciformis (worm pipefish)
Lineage: Eukaryota; Metazoa; Chordata; Actinopteri; Syngnathiformes; Syngnathidae
Source: RefSeq, a predicted model, not a curated record